AUUUGAAUGUUGAAAUUGAAAGAAAAUUUUCAGAGUUGAAGAAUGGUCUGUGUGCCUUGCAUAGUUAUACCAGUCCUGCUUUGGAUUUGGCACAGAUUUCUUCAACCGAUUGUUCUGAAGUUUUACAACCCUUGGGCCAAGGUUGAAACUACCCCUGUUCCUACGGAUUCUGAUACUAAAUCUGAAGCUAAGUGCCCAUUUGCUAAAACAAAGGAAGUUACAGCCGAUUCUCCUCACGCCACUACUGCCACAGGAGACAAGAAAACUGAUUAAACAAAUCUUUUCUGUUUAAACAUUCGUGAUUUUAGUUUGAUUGAUUGAUUCGCACAUUGACUAUCAGGACUACUGCAUCAAUUACAUUUGUGAUUUAGACAUUGUGUGUGUGU
Molecule: messenger RNA, 386 nt
Organism: Eurytemora carolleeae
Lineage: Eukaryota; Metazoa; Arthropoda; Copepoda; Calanoida; Temoridae
Product: UPF0729 protein CG18508
Exons: 4
Coding region: 43-273 (76 amino acids)
Source: RefSeq, a predicted model, not a curated record